Paramacrobiotus metropolitanus is the source of this 946-nucleotide messenger RNA. RefSeq lists its product as uncharacterized. The record is from RefSeq and is a predicted model, not a curated record. Bases 106 to 795 code for a protein of 229 amino acids. The transcript has 3 exons. Lineage: Eukaryota; Metazoa; Tardigrada; Eutardigrada; Parachela; Macrobiotidae.
UCCCACGGAAACGUUCACCGUUGUUACAUGUUAAUAAAUAACAAAUUUUCUCAUUUUUGUAUUGCUAAAUAAUCUCAGGCUCUCAGCGUACAAUUUGUUUCGAAGAUGGCCAAAGUUUUAUAUGUCCUGUUUUUGUCGAUGAUCUGCAUUGGUCGCUGGUGCCAAGCACAGGAUAAUACAGCAUGCCAAGUCGACAUUGACACAAAAUUCAAAGCCUGCAAUGAACUCAUCGAGGAUCAAACGGUCACCAUCCAGACGCCGUUGAUGGAUGCGCUGACUUAUGGAAACUUUACCAACCUCGGUGAAAUUGUUCGAGUGGUCUGCGCCGGGUUUACCCAAGCAUCGGCUUGCCUGGACGUCCAUUCCACACAGUGCCCCUCAGACUAUUCCAACUUCUUCCAGACUUUCGUCAAAGCCUACAAAAUCUGUGCUGCCGACGACAUCACCAAAUAUUUCAAGGAUUUCUUCGAGUGCAACCAUAAAGCCGGUAUCUACGCCCACGCGGCCAACGUCAGCGCCGAAGUCCAGCUUGAGAAACUGGGAAAUAUAACGGCUAGCACGGGCAGCCAGCUCAUGGAUACCAAUUGCCAGUUUCUUCGCAAAAUGCGCAAACGAGUUUCCGACGCGGAGCUGCUGGCGAAAUGUGGUGCCGAUGAUCAGCAAGGUCUGGCCAAACUGUAUGGACAACUGACCGAAGCGUUCGGGUGCAAUUCCGCGACAGCACAACGAGGCUUUUUAUCGUUUCUGUUGCUAGCGUUAUUUGUCAGCUUACUUUCUAUUUUCCGCAACAGUUAACUAUUCUUAUAAAAAGUCUGAAAUCUUUUCUACAUAUGAAAAAAAGGUUGGUUAAACCAUGGCGAACUUUCUAUCACUCCAGUCAGCGGAAUAUGUCGUAUAGAACAGAAUAAAUUGUUAUCGUAAAAACAUGCUCUUCGGUGACGGCAAA